AGGUAAAAGCCCACGCAAAUUUGGUGAAGCUUCUGAACUGAUUUCAGCUGCAGAAAUCGUCCAAUUCACGCAUGAAAUUCCAAACAACUAUUGAUUACUGUGCAAAAUCUUCAAUGUGUUGAUGAUUAACAGUUCAAUAUAUGCAAAUUGUGAUGGCUAGAGGGAUAAUCAAGCACUGGUGGCGUCGGUCACUGAAGAUCGCUGCAGUCUGGUUAAUCUGCGCUCUCACAUUCUUCUGUUUGUUUCAGAUGGCUCUACGCAACUCGUCAGCUCGCUCUAGUCGGAUCACACAGUCAACGGGUAAUGCUAUUGCGAAUGCUGAGCAACGAUCGAUACUAUAUACACAAUUGGCGAAAGAGCUGGAUGAGAAAGGAGCAGUUUUUCUCAAACAAGGACAGACUUCUCAGUCAUUAUCCCUAUCCGAUCUUUUUACUAUAAAGGAUGGAACACUGACCCCUGUUCUUAAGGUUGCGGAACCUCCAGUCCGAGCAAAUGUAUUGCAUUUAAGUACUGAGUUUUCCAUUCCAAUCUCGGAGGCCGUAAAGAACAUACUUUUGCCAUACUUUGGAGAAGCAAUCUGGUUUCAGAACUCGAGUAUGUAUCACUUUAGCAUGUUCCACGCCUCACAUCACAUAACUCCUGUCCCUGCCUCAGAAAAGGAGAUAGAAGCUGAAGCUCUUGCCGUAAAAGAAGUUUCGAAGUCGAUCUGCCCAAUGCAUAUUGUCCUAGAUAAGGUUGUUUUGACCUCGACUGGUGUAUUACUAGGUUGUUGGCAGGUGGUCUCUGGUACAGAUCCUGUAACCGUUCGUGCUAAACUAAGAUCAGCUCUUCCCCGCGCUCCACAAAAGCAGCUCUAUAACGAGGCAAUGCUUCAUACUUCAUUUGCACGACUUCUCGCCCCCCCUAAAAAGUUGUCUGAGGAGGAAAAGAAAAUGUCAGAUCUCCAAGUUUUCCAUGAGCUUGUAAGCAGACUAAACCGCAAGAUUGCUGGACUGAAGGCCACAGUUUCGGAACUCUGGUAUGUUGAAGAGUUCGAUUUGCUUGCACUCGCCUUGAAUGGAAACAUGAAGAUUCACGAUUUCAGUUUUGGUUGUUCAGAAGCCUAAUGUAGUUUUGUUUAUCUUCGGGAUUUCUUCACAUAUUUAAGAGAGAGUAACGUAGAAAAGUAUAUGUAUUAAGUAAAAUAUAUACCAACUAUACUCUUUACAUUUUAUAAAAAACAAAAAUAUAUGCA
Messenger RNA from Salvia hispanica, 1234 nucleotides. RefSeq lists its product as uncharacterized. Lineage: Eukaryota; Viridiplantae; Streptophyta; Magnoliopsida; Lamiales; Lamiaceae. The record is from RefSeq and is a predicted model, not a curated record.